CUUCCUCUCUCAGGCAACUCAACUCUCCUGCUUCUUUUUUUCAGUUUCCUCCUUUUUCUUUUCCUUUACGAAUCUAGGGCACCAAGCUACCCUGUUCUCCUCCCCCCUCUUCAACCUGUCAAUUUUCUACUCUUCCCAAAGGCAGCCUUAAACCGCCGUGACACAUUACCCUUCGAGACCACCUCUCCUCAUCCAUCUACUGUGUCCUCAACCAUCAAGAUGUCUUCUGCCGUCGAAAAAGUCGCCGACAAUGUCGCCUCCAACACCACCAACGAGGCUCCCAACGGUACUGCUCCCGCGCAGGAACAGCAGCCGCAGCCCACCGAUGCUGCUGCUGCCAGUGCCGAUGAGGGACGUCGGCUGUACAUUGGGAACCUCGCAUAUGCGACCACUGAGGGGGAGCUGAAGGAGUUCUUCAAGAACUACAAGAUUGAAAGCACCUCCAUCCCUGUCAACCCCCGCACCAAUCGCCCCGUUGGUUACGCCUUCGUGGACCUCGCCACCGCACACGAGGCCAACGCUGCCAUUCAAGAACUCUCUGGCAAUGAGAUCCUCCAGCGUAAGGUUUCAGUUCAGUUGGCUCGCAAGCCUGAGCCUGCGGAGGCCAGGGAGGGUGCUGCAAGUGGCGGUGAGGGCGAAGGCCGCAAAAGGACCGGCGGUCGGGGUCGUGGCCGUGGCCGUGGCCGCGGUCGUGGAGGUCGCAUUGGACGUGGUGGCCGCUCUGAGGCUCAAAAAACCGAGGCCCCCACCAAUGUCCCUGCUCAGGUUGAUCCGUUGACCGAUAACCAGGCCAACAACACUGCUACCACCGAGCAGGGCAAGCCUCGUGGCCGUGUCCAGCAGAAGCAGCGUGGUCCUCCUGAGGAUGGUAUCCCGUCCAAGACCAAGGUCAUGGUGGCCAACCUGCCGUAUGAUUUGACCGAGGACAAGCUCAAGGAGCUCUUCAACGCCUACCAGCCCGUCUCCGCUAAGAUCGCCUUGCGUCCCAUUCCUCGUUUCAUGAUCAAGAAGCUCCAGGCUCGCAACGAGCGCCGCAAGGGCCGUGGCUUCGGUUUCGUCACUCUCAGCUCCGAGGAGCAGCAGGAGAAGGCUGUCAAGGAGAUGAACGCAAAGGAGAUUGAGGGUCGUGAGAUUGCCGUCAAGGUCGCCAUUGACAGCCCCGGCAAGGAGGAUGACGCCCUCGACGCGGCUGAGAAGCCCGAGGAGGCCGCCGCCGCCGCCCCUGCUGCGGGUCAGGAGAACGCCCCGGCUGCUGCUUAAGCAGCUUGUUUUUCUUUGAUUGACAAUACCGUUCCUGUCCAGAACGAGUCUGUCCAUAUGCAGGAUUAUGUUGGAGUAGGACAGACGGAGUGUAAAAGAUGACCAUUAUUGGAAGAUUAUCUUCGUGUCUCUCACGAAGACACCGUGGAAGUCUUACUUUUGAAGGAGAAUAUGCGAUAAACGUGUUUGACGUACGAUGAUUUCUUAUGUUGAAGGAGAAGGCAUUGUCGAAGAUGCACUCACCACCAUCACUGCUACUGGCGAGAAGAUGAUGAGAAUUCAUCUCUUGCUUUAACUUGACCUUAUAACUUACAGACCAUAUCCUGUUGACGAUUUUGUCUCUUCUGCUGUGUCCUAUAUCUUAGCUAUUAUUUAACUUAUGAUGCCGCAAGCUGGCCUUGAAAGACUUUGUCUCCGCAC
Aspergillus ruber CBS 135680 is the source of this 1680-nucleotide messenger RNA. RefSeq names its product RNA-binding protein. Lineage: Eukaryota; Fungi; Ascomycota; Eurotiomycetes; Eurotiales; Aspergillaceae. Gene Ontology annotation, molecular function: mRNA binding. Gene Ontology annotation, cellular component: cytoplasm; ribonucleoprotein complex; nucleus. The transcript is spliced from 4 exons. The coding region runs from base 220 to 1260 and encodes 346 amino acids. The record is from RefSeq and is a predicted model, not a curated record.